Mytilus californianus (California mussel) is the source of this 8543-nucleotide messenger RNA. RefSeq names its product putative ATP-dependent RNA helicase DHX57. The record is from RefSeq and is a predicted model, not a curated record. The transcript is spliced from 27 exons. Gene Ontology annotation, cellular component: intracellular anatomical structure. The coding region runs from base 20 to 4150 and encodes 1376 amino acids. Lineage: Eukaryota; Metazoa; Mollusca; Bivalvia; Mytilida; Mytilidae. Gene Ontology annotation, molecular function: ATP binding; protein binding; RNA binding.
AGGGUUUUAUUUCGUGCUCAUGGAUGAAUUUUCAUUUUCAAAGAGAAAAAAGGGAAAACCAAAUCGAGGUGGAGGUCGAUUUAAUCGAGGACGAGGAAGAGGAAAGUCUAGUCGUGAUGAACAUCGCCACGAAAAACGUCAAAAUGAACCCGACAGCAAAAGAAAAGACCACACGGCUGGUGGUAGAGGCCAUUCGUCUGGUGGUAGAGGCCACACGGCUGGUGCAGGAGGAAACCGAAGUUAUGGAAGUAGCAAAAUUUCCGGAAAUGAAGGUGUCAAGGAAGUCAAAGUUCAGAUGCAGAGACUACACAUGAGUACAGAAAAUCAAGACAUGGUCAGAGACAUGCUGAAAAAUCUACAUGGAGAUGAUGAAAAAGAAGAAGAAUUUGACGAUGAUAACAGUGACAAAGACUAUGAAGAGGUACCAGAGUAUGAUGAACUAGAUGUAAGAUAUGAAGACCAGUAUUGGCUGACAGAUAACACAUUAUAUGUGGAAGAUACCAUACCCUUGGCCAACAUGGGAGGACAGACAGCAGCAGACUGUACACAGAAAGAUAGUAUCAGUCCUUAUGCACUGAAUAAGUUAUUAAGGUAUGGUUAUGAAAGACAGAGUUGUAUAGAAGCUUUACAAGUAAAUGAUGGUGACCUGGGUGUAGCCUACGAGUACUUGUUUUCUCAAUGCUUUCUUGAAGAAGGAGGCGAUGAAGAGCAAAAUGACAUAACCAACACUUUGACUGAAAAUGGUAUGACUUUUGAUGAAGUUAUCGAGCAAAGGAAUGAAGAAAUGACCGCUUUACAGUCAAUAUAUGAUGAAAAUUUUACUGAGAAAAUUCCCAACAAAAUAUGGACAUUAAAGUUUCAAUGUGAACUGUUAAGAGAUUUAAUUUUUAAACCUGAAAAAUCUGAAAACUCUGAUGUAACAUCAAGGAAAUCUGAGGAAAUUUGUAAAUUUCAUUUGAAAGGUGCUUGUAGAUUUGGUCAUAGAUGUAGAUAUGUUCAUGAUUUGGAAAACAAAAAUGUACAGGAAGUUGAUGACAGACACUUGAAACAGGAUGUUGAUACAAAUUUUGAAAUGGAUCUUCGUUUCACAAAAGAUAAUCUUUACCCAUUAGAAGCACCAUUUAUUGGAUUCUCAGCUCUAGAUCCGAUGUUCCCUCCUUAUAUAUCAUUAAAUAUUACAGAACAUAUGUACAAGGAAGCAAAGACAUAUUCAGAAUAUCAGUUACCAAUUGUCUUUGCCUUAGUAAGUCUGUUAGAGGAUGAAGCUUUAUUACAACAGCUUGUAGAUAAAAUGCCAUUAGAAUCUAGUCUUCCCCAAUGUACUAGUCCAUCCUGGAAGCAGAAGGAAUCAGCUGGACCAAAACCACAAAUAGAAAAGCAGUUACAUGGAACCUCUAACGACCAGGAAAAUGAUACUGAAAUAAGUGAAGAAGAUGUAAAUGCUAUUAUAAACAUGAUCGAAUCAGAUGUGAAAGAAGAGUCUGAUUUCAAAGUUGAGAGGAAACGUACUACAUCUAGAGAAACUGAUGAUUUGCAUAUAAGUCCUGGCGAAGUGCUAAAGCAAAACAAAAUACUCAAGGAAGAAUUUAUUAGAAAAAAGACAUUACCCAAAUACAGGUCAAUGUUAUCUCAAAGAAAAAAGUUACCUGUAUGGAACAAACAAGAUGAGUUACUGUCUGCUAUUGAUGGACAUCAAGUAACCGUAAUAAGUGGUAUGACGGGAUGUGGUAAAACAACACAAGUACCACAGUUUAUACUUGAUUCCUUUCUGAAUGGUAAAGGUUUACAUUUAUGUAAUAUGCUAUGUACACAACCCAGAAGAAUAUCAGCUAUGUCUGUGGCAGAGAGAGUGGCUGCAGAAAGGGCUGAGAAACUUGGCCGAAGUGUGGGAUAUCAAAUCAGAUUAGAGAAAGUACAGUCUGGAAUGACCAGAUUAUUAUUUUGUACCACUGGUAUUGUACUAAGGAGAUUAGAAGGAGAUCCUAAGUUAGAGGGAGUGACACAUAUUAUCAUUGAUGAAGUCCAUGAACGAUCACAGGAAAGUGAUUUUCUAAUUAUGUACUUGAGAGAUGUUUUAUAUACUCGUCCUGACUUGAAGAUAAUCCUGAUGAGUGCCACAUUAAAUGCGGACCUAUUUUCAGCCUAUUUCAAUGGUUGUCCUGUCAUAGAUAUACCAGGUAGAACAUUCCCUGUUGAUCAGUAUUUUUUAGAGGACGUCUUGGAUAUGACGAGAUUUGUAAUGGAAGAAAAGUCGCCAUAUGCUAGACCUUUACAGAAAUCUAAUGCUGUGUUUAAAUAUGGUGCAGACUACGAUGAUGAGUUUGAAUUUAUAAAUAAUGAUCCAUCUAAGCCAGCUGCUGACCAUGUCAAAGAUGAAAAUCUCAGUGUUAAACAACUUAAAAUGAGAUUUCCAGAUUACAGUAAAACAGUCCUUAAGACUUUGUCUAUGAUGGAUAUGAGUAAGAUCAACUUUGACCUUGUCGUGUCCUUGCUAGAAUUUAUCGUAGAUGGGGAUCAUGAGUUUCCCAAUGGAUCAGUGUUAGUAUUUCUACAAGGAUUCUCAGACAUUCAAACAGUACUAGAUCUUCUACAGACAAGUCCUGUGUUUGGUCAUAGGAAUCAAAGAAAAUACAAAAUUGUGCCACUUCACUCAUCCUUGUCAAGUGAAGAUCAACAACUGGUAUUUACAAAACCACCAGAAGGAGUAACUAAAAUUGUCAUAGCAACAAAUAUUGCAGAAACAUCUAUUACUAUUGAUGAUAUUGUUUUUGUAAUUGAUGUGGGAAAAAUGAAGGAAAAAAGGUAUGAUCCUUCCAGGGGCAUGGAAAGUCUGGAUACAGCAUGGGUAUCUAAGGCAAAUGCUAUACAAAGGAAAGGCAGAGCUGGACGUGUGACUCAUGGUGUUUGUUUUCAUCUAUUCACAAGUCAUAGAUAUCACAAUCACCUCAUUGAACAACCAGUACCAGAGAUACUUAGAGCACCUUUAGAACAGAUUGUAUUGAGGAUUAAAAUGCUGGAUAUUUUCAAAAAACAGUCAGCAAAGGAAGUUUUAGAACAGCUGCUAGAACCUCCAGAAGAAGAUUCUAUUCUUGCAGCAACAAAACGUUUGCAGGACCUUGGAGCCCUUGAUGAAAAAAAUGAGUUGACACCAUUGGGCUAUCAUCUAGGAUCUUUACCAGUAGAUGUAAGGAUAGGAAAGUUGAUGUUAUUUGGUGCCAUAUUCAGAUGUUUAGACCCUGCGCUAACCAUUGCAGCAUCACUCAGUUUCAAAUCACCUUUUGUUUCACCAUUUGGAAAGAAAUUUGAAGCAACCCAAAAGAAGCUGGAGUUUGCUACAGGAAAUUCUGACCAUUUGACCAUGCUAAAUGGCUAUCAGGGCUGGCUUAGUGCAAAGAAACAAGGUGGCAGAGAAGCUUACUUAUUUUGUCAAGAAAAUUUCCUUUCACAGAAAUCUUUACAGAUGUUGGUUAGCUUGAAACAACAAUUUGUAGAACUGUUAUCAGAUAUUGGAUUUGUAAGAGAAGGAAUAACAUUCAGAGAUGUAGAACGAGCUGCUAGAUAUGGUUCUGAUGGUGUUAUAGAACUUACAGGGGAAGAGGCUAACAUCAACUUAAAGAACCUGAAGCUAAUUUCAGCUAUCCUGGUAGGAGCUCUUUACCCCAAUGUUGUACAAGUCAUGACACCUCAGUCCAAAUUUAAUCAGAGUAGUGCAGGUGCUGUUUCAAAAUUUCCGAAGCCAGAGGAGCUGAGAUUCAAGACUAAGUCUGAUGGCUUUAUACAUAUUCAUCCUUCAUCAGUCAACUUUCAAGUGAGAUACUAUGAGAGUCCUUACUUAGUAUAUCAUGAAAUGGUCAAGACAUCAAAGGUAUUCAUUAGAGACAGUACUAUGGUAAAUGUGUAUCCACUGUUGUUAUUUGGAGGAGGAUUAUCAGUAGAUUUAGACAGAGGAAACUUUGUACUAUCUGUAGAUGAUGGAUGGAUUAGAUUUAUUGCCAACUCACAUCAGAUUGCAGAACUUGUGAGAGAAUUACGGACAGAGUUAGAUCAGUUAUUAACAGACAAGAUUAAGAAUCCACACAUGGAUUUGUGUACCUGUCCAAAAGGAAGUAAAAUAAUAGAUACAAUUGUAACUCUUAUUACAACUCAGUGAUACAAUGUGCCUUACAGUCCUCAGGAAUAGGAUCCAAAAGAAUUGACAAACUUAUAAAACACUUUAUGAAUAAUGCACAUUGACCUGUACGGUUGUGGUAAUGAAUUCAGAUUACAGGUGCUUAAUUAUGUGAAUAUCAUAUUAUUAUUGAUGCAUAAACUAUUUUUCAUCUAGAUGUUAAUAAACCAGUUAAAACAACAUAGUUACAAAAGAAAGACCAUAGACUAGCUAAUUGAUAAUGCUUCAGUGUGUAUAAUUUGUUGACAAGUUUUUAGUCUGGGAAUCUUACAAAUAUGGAUGAUUAAAAAUGGCAGACAUUAUUUAACAGUUCAGUGUUCAAUUGAAAGUACAGAAAAAAAAUGGUGCAAUAGUUGUAUAUUUACUAGUCAUAAACACCAGUUUUAUUUUUGUUUUUGUGUAUUGAAAGGACCAUUGCUCAUAGGGUGCCAAUUUUUGUGAUUCCAUCCAACCACAUAAUUUAGUACAAAACAAAAUACCUUCUUUUCAUUAAGUUGGGAUAUGUUAAUCCUAAAACCAUAACUCAAAAACCAUAUGAACCAAAUAUAAUUUCACAAACCAUGAAAAUGAAUACACAGAAAGAAAAAUAUUUCCACAAUUUGACAUAGACUUUUGAAAUUUUAGUAGAUGGUUUUAGGUGACUUGUUUUUAGUAGUAUAAAUGUCUGAGUUGUUUUUGAUUCAAUUUUAGAAAGGGUUUUUCUUGAAUAUUGUUAAGGUACUUAAAUAUUAUGAAUAUUCAUUGGCAUUUAUUAAUAUAAUUUAUCAAUCACAACCAUUUGAAGGAGAGCUACAUAAGUCAACUAAUGUUAUAUUUUCAAAAUUAAUAUUUUUUACCAAUAAAAAGGUUUUGUCUGAUUGCAUAUAAGUGCUUUUAAAUAUUUUUGUGUAUAUUAAGGAAGAAAUGCAUAUUGAGUAAGAUGUAUAUUUUUCUACAUUUGGAAAUGUGAAAUUUACCGUCUUUGACUUUACUAAAUUUGAAAAGUAUAGGCGAAUAUUGAUUUUUUUGCCAUCAUUAUGAAUAGGAAGCAGCAGGUAUUGGUUGUUUACACGUCAGGGUAUACAUUACUUUUUCACUUUAUUAUGCCAUAAUUAGACAUGUUUGUAACAUAUUUCAAUUACAAAAGAAAAUCACCUGAUUGAUCUGAAGAAAUCAGAAAUAAUUUCAGUUAAUUUUUGUAAAUUGCUUGAAUAUUUUGAUGUUUGACACCAAGAGUCACUGUAAUAAAGAAUUACUUUACUGAAUAGUAAAAAAUUAUCAAAUGUCUUCCAUGAAUGAUAUAUCUAUGUAUAAAUGAAAUAUCCUAUUUUACUGCUUUGUUAUAAUAAGAUAUUUAGUUUAUGGUUAUUUUGUUAUUAUGUUUUUAUGUAGUUGUGAAAAAGAAUUGUGAGGGGAUAUAUUUUUGCUGGUUUAUUUAUUGUUGCUUCAUCUUAAAUGUCACAAAUAAGGGGAUUUGUUUUAAAAGCUUUCUCCAAAAAUCUCAGGGGAACAUGUUGAUACUGCUUUUCCUUUUAAAGAUUUGAGAUAUACACAGAAGAGACAGUAACCCAACAACACAAUAAACUACAAGAAAAAGACAUGUACAUAUGAACACAUAAGUCAAACCAUACAUAGAGGUCAAAACUGCCCUGAGUGUAGGUCUAUUUAGAUAUAGGAAGAUGUGGUAUGAGUGCCAAUGAGACAACUCUCCAUCCAAGUUACAAUUUAUAAAAGUAAACCAUUAUAGGUUAAGGUACGGCCUUCAACACGGAGCAUUGGCUCACACCGAACAGCAAGCUAUAGAGGACCCCAAAAAAUUACUAGUGUAAAACCAUUCAAACGGAAAAACCAAGGGUCUAAUCUAUAUAAAAACGAGAAACGAGAAACACGUAUGAACUACAUAAACAGACGACAACUACUGUAAUCAGAUUCCUGACUUAGGACAGGUGCAAACAUUUGCAGCGGGAUUAAACGUUUUAAUGGUACCAAACCUUCUCCCUUUUCUGAAACAGUAGUAUAACAUCACAACAUAGAAAAACACACUAUAAAAUAUCAAUUGGAAGGCUUAACUCAAUCAAAAAACGUAAAUUAACACACAAUGAACGAAUAAAUUUGACCUGUGACACCUGAAUGCAAAUGCUGUUAACAUCAAUUUAUUUCUGAUGGUACCUUUAAUUUGCCACAACGUAAUCUAACUGUCAACAACAAUUUAUUUUUGAUGGUAGCUUUAAUUUGCCAUGACAUAGAUCUUUUUCUAUGACCCAAAACAACUUAGGAGCAUUAAAAACAAGUCAAUUUUGACUUUAUCUUGGGUUGAGGUUUACCUUCAGUAUUUUGAGUUACAGAGACUCAUUUGACCAACAAUCUUCUCGUAAGUCAUGAACAUUUCAGUAUAACUUACGAUCAAUUUUUAUCGUAAGAUUUUUUGUGAGAAGAGCCCCUGUAAUUUACCUAGAAAAAAAGGAAAUCAGUAGAGUUGAUUGUUUCAAAUGAUUACCUUUUAAUUUUAUUUUAGCAAAAAGCUAACUAUAAUUUCAUAAUGUUUGCCUUAAACUGUUCAGGAGUUGCGAACCUUGCAAAAGUAAAAAUUAUAAAACUGGACUGUUCCAAGAUAACAACUUAAGUUAAAUAGCUUUUAGCAAAAUCUUUUAUAGCCUGUUUGAUCAUUCUGAAAAUAAUUACAAAUCAUAAUUUUUUUUUUUUUAUAAAUUGCCAUAUGUACAAAAACUAUUUCUUAUUAGUAGUAAUACAUAUUAGGACUGAUUUUUACCAAUCCAACCAGUAUUAAAGAUUAAAGUUGUACACCAUACUCAAUAACAUGUGCAUUGUUUUUGUAUAAAAAGAUGUGUUUAUAUAAAAGCCCAAUUGAGGUAAAAUCACAAAAGCCUAGUAUGGUAAAGAUACAUUUUGAUUACAAUGAACAGGUUAACAGGUAUGGCUAUUUGUAUGAUAUGUUUAUUUUUUGAUAGCAAAAAGAGUAUAAUUAUGUUUAUGUCUUAUUGAUUACUUUUUUACUCUUUAUAUCUUUGAUAUCAUGCAUGAAGAAGAUGAUGGGUAUACAUAAGUGAGACAGCAACUGAGCAAUACAAAAAAACAAAAGAGAUCUUAUGGUCAACACAUAGUCUGCCCCAAUAUAUUAUCUUCUACAUUGCCCCAGGUCUAGAAAAGUUGUGUAUUAAGUGUUAAGCAAAAUUCAAUCAAUAUAAUUUCAGCAGAGACAAUCAAAGAUCUCACAUCAACCCUUAAGACAAACACUUUUAAGAUAGUACAAAAAAGACAAUCACAGAUAAGUCUUCAUAAGAUAAUUGAUCAAAUAAACACCUGAUUUAAGAAAUAACUGUAUUGUAUUUGAAGCUUUGCGGACGUCCAUUGGUAGUUUUACUGUCGCAAAUUAAGUUUACCUGGCGACACGAAUCGGAGACAGGUAAACGGAUAUUUGCGAACGUAAAACUAACGAAGGAUGUCCGCAAAGCUUCAAAUACAAUACAGUUAUUCCUAUUCUAAUGCAAAAUUAAUACACAAUUCAAUUUUAGUCAUUAUUUCAGUGUAAACUUUUCAUUAAACGAAAAUUCUGCGAAAUGAUGUUAUCUUCUUUGGCCCCUAAACUAGGUGACGUCAUAGGAUUUGCUUCCAGCAUCAAACAUAAACACAGGGCAUUUUCUUGCUUCUUGGAUACCUCAGAAAAUAAUAAAAUUUUGUAAAAAGAAGAUUUCUAGGUGCAAAAUGUGAGUUUUUUUGCUUUAUAUUAUUGGAAAAAUUACAUGUCCUUACAUUCCGGAAUUCAAAAUGUCAGCUUCCUUAGUUACAGACAGGGAGAUAGACAAAUUUUACGCUUACUGUCAUAAAAUCAGAAUCAUUGAUACAAAAUAAUUGCAUUAGAAUUUUUAGAUAUUUAUUUCCUGCUUUCUAAGUCAUAAAAUGGACUAUACAUUAUAGAAGAUAUAACAUCAAUAAAACGUAGAUCUUGGACAUGAAACAUAGUAAAUUACAUAGAACUUAUGGUAAAUCUAAUUAUUACUCUAUGAAACUAGGGACUGGGUAUCAUUUAUAAACAUAACAACUGUCACUAUUCUGGAGUUUAUGUCCUUCGAAAAUUCUGAAAGAAUAGAUGACAUUGAAUUAGAUAAACCAAGCUGAAAUUUCUUAAAUUUUGUAUACAUUAUGUAUAAGAAAUUUAGUUUUGACAUAAGGUGGUUUCUCAGAAUAAUUACAAUAAACUUUGACAUAAACUGUGCUACUGAGCAGUACAAUAUAUUACAAGGAAAAUUGAUAUUGCAGAAAGAGUUGCCAAAUAUUAAAUUUCUAUACAACUAGUAAUGUCAUUUUAAGACUGUGAUAUGUAAAAAAAAAACUUUUAUUUAUAAUGCUAUAGUUGACAAAUAAAAAUAGAAAUAUG